Messenger RNA from Synchiropus splendidus (mandarinfish), 4526 nucleotides. Its product is annotated as enhancer of polycomb homolog 1-like. The coding region runs from base 287 to 2788 and encodes 833 amino acids. Gene Ontology annotation, biological process: regulation of transcription by RNA polymerase II. The transcript has 14 exons. The record is from RefSeq and is a predicted model, not a curated record. Gene Ontology annotation, cellular component: piccolo histone acetyltransferase complex. Lineage: Eukaryota; Metazoa; Chordata; Actinopteri; Syngnathiformes; Callionymidae.
GUGUCGGUGGAGGGGGUUGGGCCGCGUGGCGCGAGCGCAGCGCUACAUGAGCGUUAGUAAUGUCCGCCAUGUUGGCCAUGGCGUGGUGAGCCGGGGAGCGGCGGAGGACGAGACGAGCUGCGACCGACAGAGAGCGACCGAGACCCGGGCCUGCCCGGCUCAGUUCGCGCUACCACGGACCCGGAGCCGCCGCUGCACACGAGAACUCGCUCUGACCGACGCGGACUCCUCCAUCAGCGCCAAAUGUUCCUCCGAGUAGAUUGAUGCCGCGUCUUUUCCCGUGAAAAUGAGUAAAUUGUCGUUUCGGGCUCGGGCUCUGGAUGCUAGCAAGCCCCUGCCCGUUUUCCGCUGUGAAGAUUUGCCCGACCUGCACGAAUAUGCCUCUAUCAACCGGGCAGUGCCACAGAUGCCGACUGGGAUGGAAAAGGAGGAGGAAUCGGAGCACCAUCUUCAGCGUGCCAUUUCGGCGCAGCAGGUAUACGGCGAGAAGCGGGACAACAUGGUUAUCCCCGUCCCCGAGGCAGAGUGCAACAUCACGCACUACGAGUCCCUCUACCCCGGGGAGUUCAAAAUGCCAAAGCAGCUUAUUCACAUACAGCCUUUCAGUUUGGACACAGAACAGCCAGACUACGACUUGGACUCGGGAGAUGAGACGUUUGUGAAUAAGCUGAAGAAAAAGAUGGAAAUCACAGCUUUGCAGUUUGAAGAAAUGAUAGACCGCCUGGAAAAAGGCAGCGGACAGCAGUUUGUCACUCUUCAAGAGGCAAAACUACUGCUGAAGGAGGAUGACGAACUCAUCAAGGAAGUUUUUGACUACUGGAGUCGCAAGCGGAAAGUCAGCAAAAGUGGCUCCCUGAUCCCCAAUGUGAAGCAGGAGAAGAGGGACGGCUCGAGCACCAGUGACCCAUAUGUGGCCUUUCGCAGGCGGACGGAGAAAAUGCAGACUCGAAAGAACCGCAAGAAUGAUGAGGCCUCAUAUGAGAAGAUGCUGAAGCUGCGCCGUGACCUGAGCCGAGCCGUCACCAUUCUAGAGAUGAUCAAGAGGCGGGAGAAGAGCAAGCGAGAGCUGCUGCACCUCACGCUGGAGAUUGUGGAGAAGAGGAACACGAUGCCUGACUUUGGCUGUGAGGUGAUGGCUGAGGCCCUUGCACAGCGGGCACUUGUGAAGCCUAUGUACAGCAUCCCCAACAUUCCCCUAUCAAUUAACAACCAGUACAGACAUCAGGACCACUUGGACUUAAAGGACUAUAAAAAACCGGACAAGACUGAGGCAGUUGGACCGAAAAGGAGAUAUGAAAAGAAACCCAAGAUCCCCCAACUGUCAGCUCCUCUUCAUUCUGGUCCCUCAGUGUUCAAUCCCAAAGACCUCAACCAGUAUGAUUUUCCAAGCUCAGACGAGGAACCCUACUCACAGAUUCAUUCAGGGUCCUCUGAUGCUGAAGAGGAGAAUGACCCAGAUGGCUGCUAUGCGUUCAGGAGGAAGGCCGGCUGUCAGUACUACGCUUUCCGUCAGGACCAGGGUGGCAGCUGGCCCUGGGUGAGCCCACGAGAAGGUGGCCUGGGUAACCCCCGCUUCCGUUUCUGUCUGACCUCGUUGAACACACCACCACGCUGCAUUGGCUUAGCCCGGCGACGUGUUGGUCGAGGAGGCAGGAUUGUAUUUGACCGCACCCAUGCUGACCUGGACAGCCACAGUCGAGACCUGGUCUCCAGCACAGAACAAGAAUCGCGCACCUCUCAACUUCCAAGCUCUCCUCUACGCAACUCAAACGUCUGUACCUCAGAAAAGAAUACCUCGGACCCAUCCAGUUUCUCUCUUCACCCCCCUUCAUCAACCCAGACACCCGUGGACCUCAGUCAGAUUCUGUUGAACAUAAAAUCAUGCCGUUGGAGGCACUUCAGACCACGGACGCUCGCUCAUCAUCCCUCAGAUGGAGGGGAAUUGUCUUUGAGUGGAUUUAGGGAUUUAAGUCGAUCUCUGUCAGGACUUACCCGGACCUUGUCUUCAGGAUCUAGCUUGCAGAACCGCACUGGUCCAGCUCCUCCUCCAGUGAAGGUGUUCACCGCAGAGCAGUACCAGCAGCACCAGGAGCAACUGGCUCUCAUGCAGAAGCAGCAGCUGGAGCAGAGCAACCAGCAGCAACAAUCCACCAACUCUGGAGUCGUGGUCAACACACAGCCGCUGGUGUCGAAGACGCUGGACCAGGCCAGCGCUCAGUUUGCUGCUUCAGCGCUCAUCACCACAGACCAUCUGCUCAGCAAUAGGUCCAAGGAGGAGGUUCUUGCGAGUGGUGUCAACGGGGUGGUGACCGGAUCAGGUGUGUUCAAAGGGUUACAUCUGACCAGUCCGGCUCUCCACCAGACCAACCAGUCCACGCACACCUCCUCCUCCGCGCCCAAUUUCCUGCAGGCCUCCAUCAACUCCACCGCCCCUGCCCACGGCCCGACCACCCUCACCUCCACGCCCAGCGCCCACGCCACCGCUGCACUGGGACUCUUGGGCUGCAACGCCACCAGCAACACCAGUCCUGCUACCACUCAGGUCCUCAUCGCCAACAACAUCUGUCUGAGCGUCCCGUCGGCCGCCACCCUGGCGGGACGCCACCUCCCCCGGACCCUCGGCAAUGUGACACCGUCUGCCUUAAAGCUCUCCGCCGCCACCAACCUGCAGAUGCCCAAAGUCUCGGCAGCUUCUUCCAUCGACAUCGGCUCCAGGGAGAACCACGAGGAGGACAAGAGCGCCCUCAGCAGUAUAGCAGACAACACAGUGGCCAUGGAGGUGACGUAGCGGGCCGGCCAGGACCCGGCCAGCGCGCCGUAGCACCGGAAUGCAAAAGGGACCGCAGGACUCUGCUGCUCGCUCUCCUCCUCUCCCACUUUCUCAUCUUCUCUUUGGUUACUGUCAAAGGUUUUAAAAGUAAUCUGUAUAUUCUAAAAAAAAACAGAGGAAAAAAAAGGAUGAAAUGUGUACAGUGACGACAUAUUUGUAAUAUCCCGCGUGUAUAUACAUAUAUCUAUAACUUGAAUACAGAACUGUCCAUUUGUGAUGUUUUGCACUUCAAAGGAAAAAAAAAACGCAAAGCCAAGCGAGUAGUGGCGAGCGGCGUGGGAGCUGUACAGUGGAGUCACGUCACGUCACGUGCAUGGUGCGGCGCCUGCUGGUGGAGCUAUUUAUUGUGCCGUGUUUACAGCUUCUGUUCCUUCCGUUUGGAAUCCUCUUCAUUUGUACACUGUACCUUCGUUGGUUCCUGUGCUGUUGUAAAUGUUAGCUAGCUCCUUCGGUAUUUUUGCUAUUCCGUGGACACAGAGCAGGUUCCCUCCUUCCCCCCUCCCCAAAGGUUUUAUCUCGGGUCGCCACCGACCGUACACUACACGACUCGAGCGGCGGCGGCGGCGGCGGGCCGUUUCAGUCACGGCUUUUCAUGUGGGAUUUUGGCAAUGACGUGUGAAUGUAGUAGCUGCCGUGUGGGGGGGAAACAAGCCGCACGACUUGGCGAAAACUCCAGAGAAGCGAGCGUGACGCAGGCGCCGAGACAGGGUGGAGGCAGUGACGCAGCUCCCACCAUCGCAACUGUUGAAUCUCUUCAUUUGAAAUUGCAGCUUAAAGAGCUGCUGGAAAGCAGGCGUGAGGAAGACAAGUGAAGUGAGGGUCAUGAUGAAAUGGGGAAAAAAAAAAAAAAGCUCUAGAAAGUUGAGGAGCUCCAGUUGCUGACGCGACGCUCCCUGGUGGACGCCGGCGUUAUUGCGACGUGUGCUCAGUCUCGUAGUGUAUGUGAGGAGCCCCCAACACGCUCACCCGCGCCCUCCCACCGGGAGGCUUCAGCUAACCAUCCUGAACCAGAGUUCCCGAACAGGGUUGGAGUCUCUACCCAGAAGCCUUGGCUGCUUCUGAUUAAAAGCACUAUUUUUUUUUUUUUUCGCUGAAUCUCCUCGAUGGUUUUGAUAAAUGCUGCUUUUGUAUUCGGUCUGGGGGUCAUUUUUAUGACCCCGCUGAUAUUGUUUUUUUUUUUUGUUUUUAAGACUUAUUUUUGUAUUCUGUUUCUUGUGGUAACGUUGACAGUGAAAUUGGGUUCAUUGACUUCAUCCUUGUGUUGCGUGUCGGUGAUGAGGGAGGUGAGCGGGCCGUCGUCGUGUUUUAUCAUUCCACUUUUUAAAAAAGAAAACAUGUCAAAGAAGGGACGGAGCCAUCGCCAGGGAACUCCGCUCCUCGUUUUUUAAUUCUCUUUUGGUUUCAAGUGGAAAAAAAAAAACCAACAAGAAUCUCCAGAUGGCUGCGAGGCCAACAACCACAAGAAUUGGGUGCCUUCCUUUGGGGGAAGAAUUGUUCUCUCUUCUGUGAAGAGUCGGGCACAAAGGCAGCGUUACUUAGUAGUGCUUGGGCUCUUUGUGGAUCUGAUGCCCGCUCGGUCCAAUGGCAGGAUUUGUCCUUGAGGGUUACUUGUCCCACCUGGAGGCUGAAAAGACGAAAACAAAUGUGACGGAUCUCACUAAAAUAAGACAAUAAAGCCCAGGGCAUUAAAUGUGAA